AUGAAUAUUUUAAAACUACUUGCAGUAUUUUUUGUUGUUGCCAAUGCAAAGAGAAAGAAACGGGGCAGAGUCAAAGGAGGGUCAAAAGUCACAUCAGAUACAAAGUAUCCAUCCUUUGUAUCGAUUGUCACUCAGAAUGGCGGUCACUUCUGCGGCAGUGUAAUUCUUGAUGCAACAACUGUAUUGUCUUCUUCUCACUGCGACAUCGAAACAUCGAAUUUUGUUGUUUUUGGAACCCUGAAAAGAUCAAACGACCGAAACUUUAAUCCCAAUCAAAACAACGUCGCUAGAAUCAAAAGCGUCAAGAACUUUGGUAAAAUUAUGAACUCUGGUUUGUGGAAAGACGACUAUACACUUGUCACCCUUUCUUCGCCGAUUCGAUUCAAUUCAAAGGUCAAAGCUGCGAAAUUGGGCACCUUCGACGAAUUCGCCAAUAAUAUUAUGACCGGGAAAACAACUUGCAUGAUCGUCGGAAAUGGACAAACAGACAUGAGUGGCUCAUAUUCAGAUACACUCAAAGAGGGAAGGACGAAAAUACACUCGUAUCAGCUCAAAGCAGUAGGAUUUAUGUAUGGCGACAAAGAAAAUGUUUUCUUGAUGGACAAUUCCGGCAAAGCAAUCGCAGGAAAAGGCGAUUCUGGUGGACCUUUGUACUGUCCCAUAAACGGAGUCCAAAAAGUCUUUGGUGUUGCUUCUUUUGCGCACAACGGAGAAGCUUCCUUUUUCGACGCUUAUACGGGUUAUGCUGCUGUUUUUACUCCCAUCGCUCAUCAAUAUCUUCGCCGCUGGAAUCCAGCGAACAAGACUCCUAGAAAUUUCGAAGACAUGGACAUAAUGGUGCGAAAUUAUGUCGCUCACAAGACAAUUCUGACCUCUUCUUCUACUGCCGCGAAAACUGGAGAAAUCAAAGUUAAAAGACAAAGAUAUGACCAGGCUUCCAGGGAACGAGCGCGCCAAAGAACUAUUGAAUUCAACAAGAGAUUCCCGCCCAAGCGAAGAUAUGGCACUCAAGCGACAUUCAAAAGACCAACUUACAAGCAAAAUUUCGGAACUCAAAAGAAACCAACAUUUUCUCAGCCCAAAAAGUCAACUUCUUAUUCCUGGAAAUCAUCAACGAAUACUCAACAGAACAAAUAUUCGGGAAAUAACUACAAAUCGCAAAACAGCUACAAACGAUAUCAGCCUCCAGCUCAAAAGAAACCGACUUACAACUCUCAAUCCAGACGAACUCAGCGAGAGCAGCCUGGAAUCACGUGUUCCUGCGAUUAA
Molecule: messenger RNA, 1269 nt
Organism: Oikopleura dioica
Lineage: Eukaryota; Metazoa; Chordata; Appendicularia; Copelata; Oikopleuridae
Source: the annotation of a GenBank genome assembly